Alternaria ethzedia is the source of this 1101-nucleotide messenger RNA. RefSeq lists its product as uncharacterized. Bases 1 to 1101 code for a protein of 366 amino acids. Lineage: Eukaryota; Fungi; Ascomycota; Dothideomycetes; Pleosporales; Pleosporaceae. The transcript is spliced from 3 exons. The record is from RefSeq and is a predicted model, not a curated record. Gene Ontology annotation, molecular function: oxidoreductase activity; zinc ion binding.
AUGACAGAAGAAAAAAUCCAAACCUUUGACAUACCGAAAACAUGCAAAGCUGGCGUCGUGGUCAACGAGGGUCCAGAUUUCCACGUUGAGGUGCAGGAUGUUCCAGUCCCAGAAUGUGGGCCGACGGACGUGCUCAUCAAGCUCAAUGCGACCGGUAUCUGCCACAGCGAUCUUCACUUCAUGCUCAACGACUGGGCUCUCCCCAAGAUGUCAGAUUUAGGAGUCCGAUGCGCGGGCCACGAAGGCAGCGGUGUCAUCGUCAAAGUCGGAGACCAGGUCAAGAACUUGAAGCCGGGAAUGCGAGCUGGAUAUAAGCCAAUCCAAGACACUUGCGGCACAUGCGAGCUUUGUCGCAACGGCAACGAAUGCUACUGUGCAAAGGCAGUCUUGACUGGACUGAUGAUCGACGGCUCAUACAAGCAGUACAUCGUUUCGCCCGAACGUUACACAACCCUCGUCCCAGACGGUGUAAACGACUACAUAGCUGGACCUAUCAUGUGCUCUGCUUCGACAAUCUACACAUCAAUCAAGGAGUCACAGCUGCGGCCCGGAGACUGGGCCGUGUUCCCUGGUGCAGGCGGUGGCGUCGGUCUACAAGGCGUGCAGCUCGCGAAAGCUAUGGGUCUGCGCGCCAUAGCCAUUGAUACUGGCGAUGAUAAGCAAAAGCUCUGUAUGGAAACUGGAGGCGCAGAGCACUUUAUCGAUUUCAAGAAGACCGACAACGUAGGCGAGGAAGUGGUCAGGUUGUGUGACGGCAUCGGUGCCCAUGGCGUCUUCGUCACCGCCGUGCAGACCUACCCGUCCUCGAUAUCCUAUCUGGGCAACCGUGUAGGCGGAAAGGUCAUGUGCAUUGGGUUGCCGCCGGCUGGUACUCAGCACAUCGACGUGGACCCGAACCAGAUGUGCUUCAGGAAACAGAGUGUACAGGGUACGCUCGUGAGCAGCAUGGCGGACGUCGACAAGACGCUCGAUUUUGCGAAGCGAGGACUGUUGAAGCCCAUCUACACUGUGUAUCCGCUGAGCAAGUUCAACGAAGCGGUGCAGAAGCUGAAGCGGGGAGAGAUUGCUGGCCGGGCAGUUGUCGAUUUCAACCAGGAGUAG